Messenger RNA from Penicillium canescens, 279 nucleotides. RefSeq lists its product as uncharacterized. The transcript is spliced from 3 exons. The coding region runs from base 1 to 279 and encodes 92 amino acids. The record is from RefSeq and is a predicted model, not a curated record. NCBI's taxonomy places the organism in Eukaryota, Fungi, Ascomycota, Eurotiomycetes, Eurotiales, Aspergillaceae.
AUGUCUCUAGGAUAUUCAGGCAUGGGUGCGUGGUGUCUUUUGUUUCCAUCAUCAGUCAUCACUCUAUGCCUUACCCCACGAUAUAUCUCAUUUGAUCACACGACAUUGCUACUUAUGCGCUGCUUCGGAGCGCAAGCGACAACCUGUGGUAUGCUCCUAGGAACAGCCACUAUGACCCGGCGAAGCUUUCAGGCCUUUGGCCUCGCCAUGAUCCCCUAUCUCGCAUUCAAUGCUUGGUUUGGACUUGGUCCGGGGAAGGGACAGGACACGGAAUACUGA